Aspergillus terreus NIH2624 is the source of this 1266-nucleotide messenger RNA. RefSeq lists its product as uncharacterized. Gene Ontology annotation, molecular function: DNA binding. Gene Ontology annotation, cellular component: nucleus. NCBI's taxonomy places the organism in Eukaryota, Fungi, Ascomycota, Eurotiomycetes, Eurotiales, Aspergillaceae. The transcript has 2 exons. The record is from RefSeq and is a predicted model, not a curated record. The coding region runs from base 1 to 1266 and encodes 421 amino acids.
AUGCAUCUUUCUAAAGAAUCGCGCAUUCAGAUGGCUAUUUCAGCUUAUCAGAAAGGCCAGGUUAAAUCAAUUAAACGCGCUGUGGCCCUUUUUGCUGUCCCCGAAAGCACUGUACGCGACCGGCUUCAUGGUGCUAAAUCACGGUCGGAAACACGCGCCAAUGGUCAUAAACUGACCGAAUUCGAAGAGGAAUUACUUCUAAAGCGAUUAUUAGAUGCAGAUACGCGAGGAUUUCCAAUUCGACCCGAAUUUCUACGUGGAAUGGCCCAGGUUUUACUUCGCAGUCGUUUACAAGACCCUACCGCAGCUAUCGGAACUAACUGGCCUUAUAACUUUGUUAAACGCCAUCCUCAGCUCCGUACGCGAUAUACAAGGCGUAUUACCUAUCAGCGCGCAAAGCAGGAAGAUCCAAAGGUUAUAGGCCCGUGGUUUGAGACCGUACGAGCGACUAUUCAAGAACACGGCAUACAUGAAGACGAUAUCUGGAAUUUCGACGAAACUGGCUUUGCAAUGGGAGUCUGCUCUACUUCAAAAGUGAUUACUGCAGUAGAGCGAAGCGAGCGACCGCGCAGAGUUAUUCAGGGCAAUCGUGAAUGGGUUACAAUCAUCGAAACAAUCGGGUCAAGAGGCGUAUAUCUACCGCCAGUCAUUAUAUUAAAGGCAAGCGUUCAACAGGCUGCCUGGUUCCAAGAACCUAAGCUGCCUCGCGACUGGUGGAUUUCUACUAGUCAGAAUGGCUGGACGACUGAUGAAAUAGGCCUUCUCUGGCUGAAAAAUGUCUUUGAACCGCUUUCUAAGCGCUAUAUGACUGGUGCAAAGCGCUUGCUUAUUCUUGACGGCCAUAGUAGUCAUUUGACUGCUGAAUUCGAUGAUUUCUGCAAGCAGAAUGCAAUAAUAUGUCUCUGCAUGCCUGCCCAUACUUCACAUCUUCUUCAACCGCUUGAUGUGGGCGUUUUUGGCCCGCUUAAAGAGGCGUACGGAAAGCUCCUUGAAGACCUUAUGGCUGCUGGCAACAACCAUAUUGAUAAAGAAGACUUCCUAUCGCUAUAUCCGGACGCCCACAAGCAAAUCUUUACUUCGGCCAAUAUCUGCAGCGGCUUUAGAGGAGCAGGGCUUAAGCCGCUUGAUCCAGAGCAUGUUCUUUCCAAGCUUACCUUUCAACUGCGUACGCCUACACCACCACUAGUUGAAGGCUCAGUUUCCUCUGCUUUUCAGACUCCGCAGAAUACUCGCCAGCUGAAUCGAAAGAAAGCGGCAGCUUUCUAG